Messenger RNA from Plectropomus leopardus (leopard coralgrouper), 3840 nucleotides. RefSeq names its product katanin p60 subunit A-like 1 (gene katnal1). Lineage: Eukaryota; Metazoa; Chordata; Actinopteri; Perciformes; Serranidae. Gene Ontology annotation, biological process: microtubule severing. Gene Ontology annotation, molecular function: microtubule binding; ATP binding; microtubule severing ATPase activity. The record is from RefSeq and is a predicted model, not a curated record. Gene Ontology annotation, cellular component: microtubule cytoskeleton.
CUCUCUGCGGCCAUGGUAACACUUUCCUCAACACCGGACCUCUAAAUCAACAAUAAACAUCUCAAACAGGUGCUUUUCAUGCAGCUGUUAUUCAGGAUGAAUUUGGCAGACAUAUGUGACAACGCCAAGAAGGGCCGUGAGUAUGCUUUGCUGGGGAACUAUGACUCCUCCAUUGUUUACUACCAGGGCGUCAUCCAGCAGAUCCACAAGCACUGUCAGGCCCUCAGAGACCCUGCACUCAAAGUCAAAUGGCAACAGGUCAGGCAGGAACUGACUGACGAGUAUGAGCAGGUGAAAGGCAUCAUGGGAACACUCGAGAGCUUUAAGUCUGAAAAGCCAGUUGACAUACUUGCCCCUCAAACUGAGGAGAGACCCGAGGAUCCAGCAGUGUGGCCUCCUCCCACCCCUGCAGAACACCGGAAUCCUAUUGCAGUGAAGCGCCCCAAUAGUGCAGUGAAGCAGCAGAGGAAGGAAUCUCCGGGUCUGCAGCAUCGAGGACCAGGAGGCCGCGGUCAGGCCAACCCCAAACCAGACCGGCCGGGUUUCAGAGACGCCCGAGGCACAAAAGCAAAAGACGAUAAGGGCAAGAAAGGGGUUGGAGACACACCAGGGGAUGUAGAGCAGAAGAAGUUUGAUGGCACUGGACAUGACAGCGACCUGGUGGACUCACUGGAGAGAGAUAUUGUGUCCCGUAACCCUAACGUACACUGGGACGACAUUGCUGAUCUGGAAGAUGCCAAGAAGUUGCUGAGAGAAGCGGUGGUGUUGCCCAUGUGGAUGCCAGACUUCUUUAAGGGCAUCCGUCGCCCCUGGAAGGGUGUGUUGAUGGUCGGCCCUCCCGGGACAGGCAAGACCAUGUUAGCCAAAGCUGUGGCCACAGAAUGUGGGACUACUUUCUUCAACGUAUCGUCCUCAACCCUGACCUCAAAGUACAGGGGCGAGUCUGAGAAACUUGUUCGUCUGCUGUUCGAAAUGGCCCGGUUUUAUGCACCGACAACCAUCUUUAUCGACGAGAUCGACUCCAUCUGUGGCAGAAGAGGAACAUCUGAUGAACACGAAGCCAGCCGCAGGGUCAAAUCAGAGCUCCUGGUUCAGAUGGAUGGUGUCGGGGGAGCUCUGGAGAAUGAUGACCCCUCUAAGAUGGUGAUGGUCCUCGCUGCCACCAACUUCCCUUGGGACAUCGAUGAGGCGUUACGACGACGGCUCGAGAAGCGUAUCUACAUCCCCCUCCCCACAGCUGUAGGUCGUGUAGAGCUUCUGAAGAUCAACCUGCGGGAGGUGGAGGUGGCCCCUGACGUGGACCUGGACCUAAUUGCUGAGAAGAUUGAAGGCUACUCUGGAGCGGACAUCACCAACGUCUGCAGGGAUGCGUCCAUGAUGGCAAUGCGUCGUCGAAUCCAAGGCCUGAGCCCGGAGGAGAUCCGAGCUCUGUCCAAAGACGAGCUGCAGAUGCCCGUGACCAUGGAGGACUUCACCCUCACGCUCAAGAAGAUCUCAAAGUCCGUCUCUGCUGCCGACCUGGAAAAAUACGAAGCCUGGAUGGCUGAGUUCGGGUCAGUAUAGAGAACUGCACCGUUUAGACUCACAGGGACCAAAACAUUAAAAGGAAGUAUUUGAAAAUGAUGAAAGCCUUGAAGACGACUUAGAAGCGUAGUGACCUCUAGUGUGUGAGCCGGGCAGCACAUCAGGGAUCAAGCUGAUACCUGCGCUCAUGUUCACAUCAGAAGACAGGUGCCUUUGUGAGAGCAUGAUGAGAACUUUGAGUGGCUUCACUGCUGCCCUGUCACACACGCUUGCUCCGACACAAUUGUCCAUGUAGAGACUAUCAAUCGUCCAGCUGCUGACUGACUUCAGUGACCUGAGGAAGAAAGGGGAACUUUUAAUUUAAAGAAAAGUAGCCUAAUUCACACAGGUAGACCAGGGAAUGCACUCUAGUUUUACUUAUGUUAGGCCUUGUGCAAGAAUUUUUGUACCCUCUUACUUUUUUUAAGCUUGUUUGUAUUGUUUUUUUUGUCAGAUCCACUGACUAAACAACCACAUUCCUCUUUUCAGAUGUUUACAAGUAGGUGAGCGUUUAUGCAAUUUCAUCAUUUGGAUAAUCAUUGUUUCUAAGAAUGCUAUAAAAUGUUCUGCUCCAUUCAUGGGGAAGUUUUUCUCAAAAAUAUAUUAGCAGUCUAAGUAAAAAUGAGAAUAACACACCUCUGAGCUUCACAUCCUGCAGUCAGAAAUGUACAGUGGCCAACAGGGGCCAAAGUUAAGACCUUGAUUGAUCUUAAAAUGUCUUAAUAAAGUCUUAAAAGUGCUAAGACAUCAAAGGUACGAUCUUAUGAAUCUAUUUUUCUGACAUUGAAAAUGACACAACUAGCAUUGCUGUCACCCAAAUGUCACGUUUUAUAUUAAAGUAAAUAUUUGGGCAAAAAUUACCCAGAGUCUUAAGUAAUUGGUGUCAGGUCUUUUUAUUUUCUUAUUUUUUUCUCUCCCAGUUAUAGUGAAAUCGGUCUUAAAAUGAAACCUGAAAACAACCCUUUCUGUAAAUGUGGCAAACCAGACAAGUUUUCCUGAAGAAUAAGAAAAGAACAAAUCAAAUCUGUUAGUACAGUGAUUCUUGCACGAGGCCUUUUUGUCUGUAUGUUUUAGCACUUUUAAUGUAUUUCCUUCAUGAGCUCAUGUGCUUACUACUGACUGAACACACUUGAAGAACCACAAUGACUGUGUUAUAUGGUGUCUGAUGAUGUUUUGUGUUAUGUUGGUGUGUUUUUUGUAUGUUUUAAUAUUUGUUUUCAAUUUUAGGUCUGCUCUAAGAAUGUAGUCAGGCUAAAAGAAAAUGGCCAUCAGAUCCAUGGAUUGUUUAUUAAAGGAUACAGUCAAUUUAUGCCUAAAAUCGCGCCCAAUUAAUGGUUCCUUUAUUUUAUGAAAAUAUAGAAUUGACCACCCAAAUGUGAGUCAGGUUCUUAACUAUGUUAUCCAUCACGUUGCAUGUUAAAUUUAUAAAUUAUUCCAUGAUGAGGAGGUGAUUGAAAUUAUUACCCUGAGACUUAAUUCUUGGAAAUAGUUUGACCAAAGAAAAUCUCAAGUCAAGGUCGUCUUACCAGCUUUUUCAUGGGCUUUAAACCGUCAACACCGCACCAUCGAGACUAAUCUGAAUCUUUUUAAGUCCACACUGAUAGUAGCCAUGCCAACAUACCUGUUUUUUUCGGGAUUUGAAUAAUGGAGCAGAGCAAAGUAAAACAAACGUCAAUGUCCGGAGAUAGCAGCGUGUAUCUUGUCUACAGCGGUCAUCACCGUUGUCGUUAUCACUCCUUAUUGGUUCUGGCGCACUGAUUGACAACACUUGAAAAAGGCUUGAAACGGUUGUUCUCCCUCCGCAGCAUUCACUGGAUCGCAUUUAAUUUUAACCAAAAAACAACCGUUUUAUGUCACGAUGCCAGACGAAUCAGUCAGCGUGAACUCAGCGGAGUGGGUGGAUUCUAAGAUCUGGAUUCAGGGAACUUAAAUCCAGCUUGAAAAAGAAAUCUUAAAAAUGCUACAGAUGACAUCACAACCUCUACAUCUCCAUGACGUCUGAGUGGACUCCAUGACGACCACAUGAUUGACCUCGAGUUGGGAUAGUUUUGUCAAACUAUUAAAUUAUUGUUUUGGUAUGUUAAACCUGUGAUGUCAGCUGUGACACAAAAAUACUUUAUUUUUUACGAUAUGAACAGUAUUUUGGCGAAAGAGUAAUUUAAAGACUCACUCGUGUCUUUAGAUCCAUAGCAGAAGCAUUUUAAGUUAAAUUGCAUAGAACAAUGUGCAUAUCUGUUUAUGUAUAUUUGGGAAUAUUGAAACAGCAUCAUAUGUACA